This is a messenger RNA of Wasmannia auropunctata (little fire ant), 771 nucleotides long. RefSeq lists its product as uncharacterized. The record is from RefSeq and is a predicted model, not a curated record. The annotation marks the transcript as partial. NCBI's taxonomy places the organism in Eukaryota, Metazoa, Arthropoda, Insecta, Hymenoptera, Formicidae. The transcript is spliced from 3 exons. Gene Ontology annotation, cellular component: plasma membrane. Gene Ontology annotation, molecular function: odorant binding; olfactory receptor activity. Gene Ontology annotation, biological process: detection of chemical stimulus involved in sensory perception of smell; sensory perception of smell.
AUGAACAUUUUGGCACCUUCAGGUUAUAAAGAUUUCUUAUGGGCAGUGGAACUCCAUCAUUUCGGUUUUGAAAUAAUCGGCUUGUGGCCUAAAACUGACAAAUUUGCACGUUUGUGGUCUGAAAUUCGUAUAAGUAUUAUUUUAAUUUUAUUAAUAUUUGUUUUAAAUAUUCCGAUGAUAUAUACAAUUACGCAAAUUUGGGAUGACAUGGUACUUGUAAUAAAUAAUUUACAAACAACAUUACCCUUCGUAGCAGCAUCAGUGAAAUAUGUUAUUAUGCGAUGGAAACGAACAGUUUUUUCGUCGAUUGUGAAUAUGAUGGCGGAAGAUUGGAUGGUACUCAAGUUAGAUGCAGAAAGAAAUGUGAUGAUACGACAAGCACGAAUUGCUCGAUUAAUCAUGAUUAUUGGAUACUUUUUUGUACUAGUAGGGUUUUUCGCAUUAUUCAUUUCUUCUUAUUUUGGAAUCAAAGAUUCAGAGAUAACAAAUUUCACGAAUGCGGACAAGCAGUUACCUCUUCAGACAUAUUACUUUUAUGAUAUAAAUAAGAGUCCACAGUACGAAUUGACAUAUUUUAUUCAUUUUACAACAGUCUUGUUCGGAGCUAUUAUUUACAUGUGUAUAGAUAUUUUCUUAAUACUAAUAACUCUUCACAUUUGUGGCCAAUUAGAGAAUUUUAGAUGCCGAUUAUCUAAAUUGGUCUCUUGUAAAGAUUUCAACAAAACUUUGAAUAAUAUCACAUCGACACAUUUACGACUUAUCAGGUAUAAA